AUGAAUAGUGAUCAAGUUACACUGGUUGGUCAAGUGUUUGAAUCCUAUGUUUCGGAAUACCAUAAGAAUGAUAUUCUUCUAAUCUUGAAGGAAAGAGAUGAAGAUGCUCAUUACCCAGUUGUGGUUAAUGCCAUGACCCUUUUUGAGACCAACAUGGAAAUUGGGGAGUAUUUCAACACAUUCCCCAAUGAAGUACUAACAAUUUUUGAUAGUGCUCUGCGAAGAUCAGCCUUGACAAUUCUCCAGUCCCUUUCUCAGCCUGAGGGUGCCUCUAUGAAGCAGAAUCUUCAUGCCAGGAUAUCAGGGUUGCCCGUUUGUCCUGAGCUGGUGAGGGAGCACAUCCCUAAAACCAAGGAUGUGGGACACUUUUUAUCUGUCACUGGGACAGUGAUUCGAACAAGUGUGGUGAAGAUCCUGGAGUUUGAGCGGGAUUACAUGUGUAACAAAUGCAAGCAUGUAUUUGUGGUCAAGGCUGACUUUGAGCUGUACUAUACCUUCUGCCGGCCGUCCUCCUGUCCCAGCUCGGAAAGCUGUGAUUCUUCAAAAUUCACUUGCCUCUCAGGCUUAUCUUCAUCUCCAACCAAGUGUAGAGAUUAUCAGGAAAUCAAAAUUCAAGAGCAGGUUCAAAGGCUAUCUGUUGGAAGUAUUCCACGAUCUAUGAAGGUUAUCCUGGAAGAUGACCUAGUAGACAGUUGUAAAUCUGGCGAUGACCUCACUAUUUAUGGAGUCGUAAUGCAACGGUGGAAGCCCUUCCAGCAAGAUGUACGCUGUGAAGUGGAGAUAGUCCUGAAAGCCAAUUAUGUCCAAGUAAAUAAUGAGCAGUCUACAGGGAUCAUCAUGGAUGAGGAGGUCCAAAAGGAAUUUGAAGAUUUUUGGGAAUCCUAUAAGAGUGAUCCCUUUGCAGGAAGGAAUGAAAUAUUGGCCAGCUUGUGCCCUCAAGUUUUUGGGAUGUAUCUAGUGAAGCUUGCUGUGGCCAUGGUGCUGGCUGGUGGGAUUCAAAGGACUGAUGCUACAGGAACACGGGUCAGAGGUGAAUCUCAUCUUUUAUUGGUUGGGGAUCCUGGCACAGGGAAAUCUCAAUUCCUCAAGUAUGCAGCAAAGAUUACACCGAGAUCUGUGCUCACAACAGGGAUUGGAUCUACUAGUGCAGGUCUGACGGUAACUGCUGUGAAAGACUCAGGAGAAUGGAAUUUGGAGGCUGGAGCAUUAGUACUUGCAGAUGCGGGCCUUUGCUGUAUCGAUGAGUUUAACAGUCUCAAAGAGCAUGAUAGAACCAGUAUCCAUGAGGCAAUGGAGCAACAAACCAUAAGUGUUGCUAAGGCUGGCCUCGUGUGCAAGCUGAACACAAGGACCACCAUUCUGGCAGCAACUAACCCCAAAGGCCAGUAUGACCCCCACGAGUCCGUGUCCGUGAACAUUGCCCUUGGCAGUCCACUCUUAAGUCGAUUUGAUCUGAUCCUGGUUUUGCUUGAUACCAAGAAUGAAGACUGGGAUCGUAUAAUUUCCUCCUUUAUCUUAGAAAACAAAGGUUACCCAAGCAAAUCAGAAAAGCUCUGGAGCAUGGAAAAGAUGAAAACCUAUUUCUGCCUGAUUCGAAAUCUACAGCCCACACUGUCUGACGUGGGUAAUCAGGUUCUUCUCCGGUACUACCAGAUGCAGAGGCAGAGUGAUUCCCGGAACGCUGCCCGGACCACCAUCCGCCUGCUGGAAAGCUUGAUCCGAUUGGCAGAAGCUCAUGCUCGCCUGAUGUUUCGUGACACUGUGACUCUGGAAGAUGCUAUUACAGCAGUGUCAGUAAUGGAAUCCUCGAUGCAGGGAGGUGCACUGCUAGGAGGUGUGAAUGCACUUCACACUUCCUUUCCUGAAAACCCUCUGCAGCAGUACCAGAGGCAGUGUGAACUCAUUCUGGAAAAGCUGGAGCUGCACAACCUCUUGAGUGAAGAGUUAAGAAGACUUGAAAGGUUACAGAAUCAGAGUGCGUACCAAUCCCAGCCCCAGGCAGUGGAGGCAGAGACUAACCCAGGAUCCUUGAAAAAUGAUCCAGGAGAAGAAUGCGAGUCCAGAAUCUGGUCAGCACGGCAGGAAGUGAACUGUAGUACGCUGACGUCCUCUGCUGGAGGCAGUCCUGAGGGAAGCCCACUUCCCAGUCCCCUCUCCCCCCUGGGGCCUAAUACAUCAACAAAUAGAAAACAUUUACCUGAGCACAAAUACAGCAAAGAUGAGAGUUUGGACUGGUUUGACUGCAUAGGAGCUCAUCAGAUUGAGCCCAAAAACACUGUUCCUGUGUCUCCCAAAACAACUGGGGAGAAAAUGGCUUUGAAAAUCUUCCGGAACAAAUCUCAGGGUAAGGAAAGGAAUGAGCCAGGCCAAAGGAGCAAAUUGGAAACUGGACAGCUUCUAGCACCAGGAGAGGCAGAAGCUCCAUCAAGGCCAGAUAAUGUGGAAGGUAAAGAGGCAAAAAAGGCAGCAAUGGUUUCUGAAAUGGCAGUGCCUGCCGGUGAGCCAGACUCAGUACUGAUGCAUCACGUCUCCAGGAAACUGCACACGCUGCACAAGGCGAGGGCCCAGGAGCUGUACAGGAAUCCCUCUAGGGCGCCUUCACGGCCCACAGGCUCUCCUCAUCCUCGCUCUGGUCCUGUACACAGCCCACAGGGAGCGUGGGAAACUCCCAAAAGAACGAGGCAGAAAUCCCUUGCUCAGAGGGAAGAGCCUGAACUUGAAUAUGCUGAGAGUCCAGGUCCCCCGUUGGCCAAACUAGCAAAAUUUACUUUCAAACCAAAGUCAAAACUGAUCCAUUCCCCUGAAGACCACAGUCAUGUGUCUCUAGGCACAACUGAAGUAGCCGUCCCAGGUCCUGAAACUCCCCACGUUGCAAGCAGAGACUCAACCUCGCCUGUGAAGGGUCCCCAGAAGUUGGCCUCUCCCUCAGGAAGCAGGAACUCAAACCAGCCACAGAGUGAGGCAAAGCAGGUGUCCCGGAAGCCACCGGAGGAAGACAGGUCAAGAGAGGAGAGCAAACAUGUCCCUGAAAGGAGAACCAUCCAGCCUGAAGUAGAGCUUGGGAACAAGACUGAUCAUUCUCAUCUUACUUGUCAAAGAGACAGAAAGGAAGAGGUCUCAAGCAGUAACAAAAGCAGCAAGGUUCACUCCUGCACAUUAGCCAAAUUGGCAAACUUCUCCUUUACUUGCCCCUCUGAAUCCAAACCAGAAUCCCUUCCUCCUCCUGAAAGUGUGAACCAGGGAGAGAGAGGCCCAAGCCCUCCUCCCGGGACUGCAGCUCCAGUGCCUGGCAAGAAGAGGAGAACUUUCCAGCUAGAGGGGUCCACUGAGAGAUUGGCUCUUUCCAAAAAAUCUCUCUUUACUUUAUCAGAAUUAGAUGACGAAGCAUUGGAUUUUGAUUGGGAUGAAGAAAUGAGAAAAAAACCAUAA
Puma concolor (puma) is the source of this 3429-nucleotide messenger RNA. RefSeq names its product minichromosome maintenance 9 homologous recombination repair factor (gene MCM9). Gene Ontology annotation, cellular component: nucleus; MCM complex. Gene Ontology annotation, biological process: double-strand break repair via homologous recombination. The record is from RefSeq and is a predicted model, not a curated record. Gene Ontology annotation, molecular function: ATP binding; single-stranded DNA helicase activity; single-stranded DNA binding. NCBI's taxonomy places the organism in Eukaryota, Metazoa, Chordata, Mammalia, Carnivora, Felidae.